AUGAUUAGACCAUAGAUUAUGAAUGUUUAACAUCAACUGAAAAAGAUAAGUGUUUUAAAAGGCAAGCCAUUCGAAUUAAAAAGCUUUAGCAGACCAAGAUAAGACUUUAAAAAUGAAGAACUAAAGUCCAAACUGUACACUCAAUAAUAAAAAAAUUAAAUCGAUAUAAGAGCGUAUACUAGAUAAGAGGACUUGAUGAUCAUCCAAUUUGAUUUUAGCCCAUACUAGUGGAGAGAUUGUCAUUCUUAAAAUUCAACAAGCUAAAAAUCAAAUUUAUCCAACAGAGGCAUUGAGUAAAAAAUUUACUUGGAAUACGAUUAAUCUUAAUCAACUUAGCCUUAAAAUAUUAUAGAGAAAAGUUUAUAAAAUAUCCUCUUUGUGGAUUAAAAAUGGAUCUAGAUUGUUCAACUAGAAUUAUGA
Molecule: messenger RNA, 420 nt
Organism: Stylonychia lemnae
Lineage: Eukaryota; Ciliophora; Spirotrichea; Sporadotrichida; Oxytrichidae
Source: the annotation of a GenBank genome assembly